UUGUUUUUUUUUUGUAUAUACAUAAACCUCUUAUCUUCUUUAUUCCUUGUUGCGCGUCACGUAAACGCUAUAAUUUAAAAACGAGAACUUAUAUACGAAUCCUUAUUUGUCAUAUCAGAAAUAUAAAAGUUAUGAAAGAUCUAGAUAUUGCUAAAAAUCGGAAUGCUCGACCAAGAAAAGGUAUCUUACUAUUUCGUCAUUUCACUAUAAAAUCAUUUAUCUAUUCGUUCGUACUACACUCAAUUCCCAUUUCUUCAGUUCUUCCUUCUCCUUCACUAUGAGGGAUCCCUGACUCUACUGGACAUAACAUAAUUUUUUUAACGAUCGAAAAUCAUUUAUAGAAUUUCUAUGUCUUCUAUUCUUAUAUACCGAUCGAUAUUUUCAAAUUAUAUAUCUCUAGAUGUAACUACAAAUGUUAUGCUUAUAAUAGUAGACCACGAUUCUAUUUAAUUAGAGAUUCUAUCAAUCUAUCGGCUUAAAUACAAAUUAUGUCAAUCCAUCGGCUUGUAAUUUAGAGUUUCUCUUUCCAAAUCGAAUAAUACAUUCACAAACAUAGAAGAGGUCUAUAAUAUCAUAGAAAUCUGUAAUUUACUGAUUUAUAUUGUCUUUUAUAGUCUUCAAUCUAUUACGUGGACAGAAGAAAGUCAUUAAGUUAUUUCUCUCUCUCUCUCUCUCUCUCUCUCUCUUUCUCUCUCUUUUUCUAGCGAAUUCUAUUCAGACUACCAUAAAUGAUAUUCGAGUUAUACUUCAAUGUUACAAAUAAAAUGUGCAAAUAAGAGGAAGAAUACAGAUAAAAUAGUCGCGUUGAAUAUGGAUAAUUACGAUGUAGAAAAACCAAUGCAACGCUGGAUCGAACCAAAUUUUCAUUUAAAUGUAAGCGUAUCGAUCAUUUAUUAUAUGGGAACUUGGCCACCACUAGGAAAAUAUCGUUCGUUGUAUAUCAUUUAUACGAUAUGCAGUUUCACAUUUAUAUUAGGAAUUUUUUUGUUAACCGAAAUAGCAAAUCUUAUAUUGAGUUUGAAAGAUUUAGAAAGAUUAAUUGCCGGAGCAACUCUUCUUAUGACUAAUUGUACUCAUGCAUACAAGAUAGUAAUAAUUCUUUAUCGGCAAAAACGUAUACAAAAUCUUUUAGAUAUAACGAAAAAUGAAAUAUUUGUUCGACACAAUAUUAAAUACAAAUAUAUAAUGACUCGAUAUACUUGGAAAGGAAUUUUUCAUCAUAUAGCUUAUCAAAGUUUUGGUACAGUGGCAGUACUCUGUUGGGGUUUUACACCAAUUGCUGAUCUUAUUGCUGGAAGAUCAAGAAGAUUACCAAUGGAAGGUUGGUACCCUUACAACGUGACUGUUACUCCAGCUUUUGAAAUCACUUCCUUGCAUCAGGCCGUGGCAAUCUUCGUUGCUUGUUUCCAUAAUGUAGCUAUGGAUACUUUAGUCACUGGUCUUAUCACUGUUGCAUGUUGUCAACUUUCAAUAUUGAGUCAGACUGUAGCUUCGAUAGAGAAUUAUGAACGAGAAGAAAAAAGUAAUAUAAAAACAAUUAACGAAGAAAAAAAUUGUUACGAUGUUCCAUAUGAAACGCUAAAAAGAUGUAUUAUUCAUAAUAACGUUAUAUUCAGUUUCACCAACGAAAUACAAAAUAUUUUUGGUACAAUGAUUCUUUUACAAUUUUUUGUCAAUUGCAUUAUCAUUUGUUUGAUCGCUUUUAACAUUUCACAGAUGAAAAUCUAUAUUCCAGCAAUUCUGUUUGGUAUGCUCAUGUAUAUGUGUUGUAUGACAUAUCAAAUUUUUAUAUAUUGUUGGCAUGGUAAUGAAUUACAAUUACAUAAUAUAUAUGUUAGCACAGCAGCUUAUUCCAAUGAUUGGUGGAAUGCUGGUAAUCAUUUUAAACGUGCAUUGCAAAUAAUGAUAAUAAGAGCACAUCGACCUCUUAUUUUAAGUGCUGGAAAGGUCUUCACUUUAUCAUUAAAUACUUUUGUCAACGUAAGUAUAUCGAUGAAUUAUAUCCUUUACAAAAAUAUAUAAACUAACUAUUCCAAUCUUUCUGAUAGCCCUUUGCACUAUGACGUUACUAUUAAUCUAUUAUCACCAUAUUUAUCUAGAUUUCAUGCGUUAUCUUUAAUGUGA
Vespa crabro (European hornet) is the source of this 2124-nucleotide messenger RNA. Its product is annotated as odorant receptor Or1-like. NCBI's taxonomy places the organism in Eukaryota, Metazoa, Arthropoda, Insecta, Hymenoptera, Vespidae. Gene Ontology annotation, cellular component: plasma membrane. The record is from RefSeq and is a predicted model, not a curated record. Gene Ontology annotation, biological process: sensory perception of smell; detection of chemical stimulus involved in sensory perception of smell. The transcript is spliced from 5 exons. Gene Ontology annotation, molecular function: odorant binding; olfactory receptor activity.